This is a messenger RNA of Scomber japonicus (chub mackerel), 4688 nucleotides long. RefSeq names its product serine/threonine kinase 3 (STE20 homolog, yeast) (gene stk3). The transcript has 11 exons. Gene Ontology annotation, molecular function: ATP binding; protein serine/threonine kinase activity. The coding region runs from base 119 to 1618 and encodes 499 amino acids. The record is from RefSeq and is a predicted model, not a curated record. Gene Ontology annotation, biological process: protein tetramerization; intracellular signal transduction; regulation of MAPK cascade. NCBI's taxonomy places the organism in Eukaryota, Metazoa, Chordata, Actinopteri, Scombriformes, Scombridae. Gene Ontology annotation, cellular component: cytoplasm.
CAGUAGUUUUUGACAACAACGACUCAAUCGACAAUGUUCACAUGGUGACUCCUGGCCAGAAAACUGCCACAACCCACCAUUAAUCUGUUCCAGUUUUUAUUCGUGGUCGCUGUAAAUCAUGGAGCCCACUGCGCCCAAAAGCAAGCUGAAAAAGCUGAGUGAGGACAGUUUGACCAAACAACCAGAGGAAGUGUUUGAUGUCCUCGAGAAGCUCGGUGAAGGCUCUUAUGGCAGCGUGUUCAAGGCCAUCCAUAAGGAGUCGGGUCAAGUUGUCGCCAUCAAGCAGGUUCCUGUGGAGUCGGAUCUGCAGGAGAUCAUCAAGGAGAUCUCCAUCAUGCAACAAUGUGACAGUCCCUAUGUGGUGAAGUACUAUGGCAGCUACUUCAAGAACACAGACCUGUGGAUCGUCAUGGAAUAUUGUGGAGCCGGCUCCGUCUCUGACAUCAUCAGACUGCGUAACAAAACGCUCACAGAAGAUGAGAUCGCCACCAUCCUGAAGUCAACACUGAAGGGUCUUGAAUAUCUUCACUUUAUGAGGAAGAUCCAUCGGGACAUCAAGGCAGGAAACAUCCUCCUCAACACAGAGGGACACGCCAAACUUGCUGACUUUGGAGUCGCCGGACAACUAACGGACACUAUGGCAAAGAGAAACACUGUGAUCGGUACUCCGUUCUGGAUGGCCCCAGAGGUGAUCCAAGAGAUCGGCUACAACUGUGUAGCUGACAUCUGGUCUCUAGGCAUCACGUCCAUAGAGAUGGCCGAGGGAAAGCCUCCCUACGCUGACAUCCAUCCUAUGAGAGCCAUCUUCAUGAUCCCCACCAACCCUCCUCCUACAUUCAGGAAGCCGGAGCUUUGGUCGGACGAGUUCACAGACUUUGUCAAGAAGUGUUUGGUCAAGAAUCCUGAGCAGAGAGCGACCGCCACACAGCUCCUACAGCAUCCGUUCAUCAGCCAGGCCAAACCGGUCACAAUCCUGAGAGACCUGAUAACUGAGGCCAUGGAGAUGAAAGCCAAGCGGCAGCAGGAGCAGCAGAGAGAGCUGGAGGAGGAGGACGACAACUCUGAGGAGGAGACGGAGGUGGACUCUCACACUAUGGUAAAGUCGGGCUCGGAGGGCGCAGGGACCAUGAGGGCCACCAGCACCAUGAGCGAUGGAGCACAGACGAUGAUCGAACACGGAAGCACCAUGUUGGAGUCGGACCUCGGCACUAUGGUCAUUAACAGUGAUGAUGAAGAGGAGGAGGAAGAUCAGGGAUCCAUGAGAAGGCACGCCACCCCCCAGCAGCCCAUACGUCCGUCCUUCAUGGACUACUUUGACAAGCAGGACUCCAACAAGGCAGCCCAGCAGCAGGAGAACUACAAUCACAACCAGCCGCAGGAGCAGCCCGGCUACCACAUCCAGUCCAAGAACGUCUUCCCUGACAACUGGAAGGUGCCUCAGGAUGGAGACUUUGACUUUUUGAAAAACCUGGACUUUGAAGAGCUGCAGCUGCGUCUGAGUGCCUUGGAUCCCAUGAUGGAGCGAGAGAUCGAGGAGCUCAGGCAGCGCUACACCGCCAAGAGGCAGCCCAUCCUGGACGCCAUGGACGCCAAGAAGCGACGGCAACAGAACUUCUGAGUGCUCCUCUUCCCUGUCGCCUUCACCCUCUGGUCUGGGUUUCCCAAAGCCACCAUGACUACAAAACGUAUGUCAAGUUGACUCAGAAGAACUAUGAUGACCUUGUUGGAAGCCCACUGCUGGUCUGACCGGCUGCUGACUGAAGGAGCAGUCGGUCAGCAGAGGAGGAAAGGAGGAAAGUUUGUUGUCGUCUGUGAAAUUUAAUGGUUUCGUCGCCUGGGUGACAUCCAUUUUGGCCCCUGAAUUCCUCUCUCGUACGUCUAUCCGGCUUGUUCGAUACUAUUUCUGGAUGCUAUUAGUCCAUUUUCUCACAUUUGUUUCUAAACUUCCUGUAAAGUUUAUUUUUUUCUGGAGGUCACAAAAUGAAUUUCCCCCUUUUUCAAUGAAGUUACCCGUUAUGUCACCCAGAUCGGCCUCUGGAAACCAAGUUCCCCCCCUACAACAUCCAGGCCAACAUGCCACCCAUCCUCUGGCAUCAGUGAAUUUAGAAGCAGUGUGGUCAGUAACCAGUGGUCGUCUUUUUCUUUUUGUCCUCAGACUUUUUACUUUCAGUGUAAAUAAAAUAAUAUAGAGCCUAGUUUGGAAAUGCCUGCAACAAAAGCUGUGGAGGUUUGUCCAUGACCAAAGACAAUCAAGAUGAUGUUGAUGAAGUUGAGAAUGCCUUAAAAUAUUUGAAAGCUGGUUUUCAAAAAGAGGGGAGAAAAAAAGCAAUGUCAAAAAGACAACCAAGUUUUCUUGAGCUUUAGAGCCUCACUUGGAGAUGAGUUGGAAGUGGACGAUGGAAAGAAGAAAGGACGGAAAUCAUUCAGAUGGUUAAGAAAGAAUUGUGCAUGUUUUCAGUUGUUUGUGGACCAGAAAGAACUUAUUUUAUUCAUAUUUUAUCAUCAUUUAUUUAAUCUUUUCCUCUUUAAUCCUGAUGUUCUGGGCUGCUUUGUACAUUGAGGGCACUGUCUUUAUUGACAGACUACAUGCAUUUUAGUGCCUCAUAACACAUCUGUACCAGUUGUGCAUCUCUUUCUGAGUGCAGACUCAGGCCGUAUUCAGACAAAAUCAGCAAGGUUGAGUGAAGGUGUUUGUGCUCGAGAAUAUAACCGCUGCAAAACAAUCAGAAAAUAACAUUUUAUUAUUAGCUUUCUCACUACCACCGUUCUCUCUCUUCAUUCACUUUGUAGCCCGCUCGAUCACAGCUGCUCUCUCUUCAAAGUCUGACUCUACUUUUUACAUAAUCAAACAAAGAGAUGAAUGUCCUCCCUUCCUCCUAGUAACGGUUGUCAGGUUGUGUUUCUCUGUAGUUGACUGGAUAAAAUUUCUUACCGCAGGCCAGUUUGGCGCAGCUGUGGCAACAACCCCCUGCAGCCUUAAAUGCACUACCACUGUUCAAAUGAAUGAGAGGACUGGCGUUCUCACAGCACCGGCCUGAUUUGGUCUGAAUACGGUCUUAUCCACUGCUCUUAAUUCAUUUAAAAGCAGACUUUUCACUCUAAUGAAAAAACAAAGUUAAAAUCCAAAUCAUUCCGAGGUAAUAACACAUUUAAAACUUCUUAUUUCCAUACAAGCAAAAUCAUUCCUGUGUGACUUAUUUUUAUCUCUCAAGAGUCUUUAAACACCAUGUACGUCAUUUAAAUGUCCUAAUGAUCCUGUUUUCUCUGAUUGUUCCACACUAUGAUUGAUAAGAGUUACAUAAAAACCGUGAAUGUGGAAGAUAGCGCUUCAGGGCUCGGAGAAGAAAGCAACCAGGCAAGAGUUGUCACGUUGUACGGCUGUUGUCCACUUCAGGAGAAAAGCAUCAGGUUGAGACGACAAAGUGACCAACUGAUAUCAGAUAGCUGCUGCAUCAACCACACGUCUAAAUGUCUGAAUUUCAGACUCAUUUAUAAAAAAUUUCCAUUAGUAACUCUUUAGUUCAUGCAGCUUCCGUGUACGCUUCAGCAGAUACGAGUGAGAAUGUAACAAUUAACGAGGUGUGACCUUACUAAUGAAGAUGUUGCGUGCUUGGAGCAUACUUGUGAGUUAGAAUAACUAUGCUUGCAUAAAACUGCCCAGGUCCGAGUUCAACUGUGUGUGUGUUGUGAAAUCAGUUUUCAUUUAUGUAGGUGAAGGUUAGUCAGGCUUUGGAGCUGUGCUGAAGGUGAAACAGUGGCAACGGUUUUGGAAAAUCCACACUGACAAGAUAAUGGCGUAUUUCAUGAAGGAAACUAACUGUCAGGGCUUGAAAUUAUAGUUUCUGUUGAUUAUUACAUCUUUUUAUUCUUCACAUGUGCUAAUAACGACCCUUUGAAUGAUUUCAGACUGUCCUUAUACUAAAUACAUGUAUGUCUGCAGAUCGCUGUUCUAUAUGAAUGUUAGUAUGCAGUCUUGGUGGUGUGGAUCAACCCGCACACGCUGCGUAUUAAUUUGAAUAAUAUGGUAGCCUCAUAUAAAUCUGUUACACUAUUUGAUGGACAAUGUGGCCAAAAUGAGCUGACUUUUUAAAAACCUUUUCAUCUAAAUUUCAAUCAAGUACUCUUCUCAGCUUUUGAAUGAAUCAUGUCUGUUUGUUCUUUCAAAUGUUUUUUUUUUCCCCUGAACCAUAAUGAAUUUAAAUGUCACUCACUUUUUUUGCUCUGUGCUGAAGUCUUGCGGUGCAUUGGCAACUUACAUACAAGCAUUCACACUUUUAUUUAUUGAACGUUUCUUUUUUUUUGUGACACUGGUUGAAAUAUAGAAGCUGACAUGGCUGUUAAUAUUUUUGCCGUCUGUCAAAAUUAUGUGUGGCUUCAUUUCUGUGUGUUUUAGACUAUGCAUGUUUGAUUGCAGCUUUUAACAAAAACAAAACUAUCUGCUCUGUCUUUGCAAUGUGACAUUGUUGAGAAUCUGCCAUAUUAUGUAUAGUUAUCUGAAAUCUAAAAUCACGUUUUGAUAUAUAGCUCUAUGAUUUAAUUUGUUUUCUGUUAUUUCUUCUACUUGAGGGUGUAGAGUGGAAUGUAAGCAUUUAUGUUUGAACCACUUAAUUUAUUAUCUUUUGUUUGUUUGUGAUACUUUAUAAAGUUUUGAAAAGGUGCAAGAAAUAAUAAAAGUUACUUCUAGUUAA